AUGGAAAAUCUAGAUAGUGUUGGAGAAUUAAGCAUUGAUGAUCAAUAUGAAAUAAUAGAUGAAGUUGACUUGGAUGAAGAUGAAAUUAUUGAUGUUGGAAUGUCUAUUCAAAUGAAAAUUUUAAAUCACUCUAAAAAAGAGAUGGAAAAGAGGCAACAUAUUGGUUCUGUUAUCAUAUUAUGUCAUGUUGUCCAUGCAUUUCAUUUGAAUCAAAUUUUAUCAACAUGUCUGCAUAGUCGAGUCACUUAUUCUCCACAGAGUGAGCGUAGACGUAGUGAGUUAAUGAGUUAUCUAGUACAUACAGAGAAGUGUCACGAUAUCAUACGCAUGGGGCCUGGAGCUUUCAUGGAAUUGUGUCAAAAAAUAAGAGGCACUGGUAUAGUAAAGGACACUAUAAGGUCUACAGUGGAAGAGCGGGUAGCAAAAUUCUUACAUAUUAUAGGACAUAAUGUUAAAACGCGUACUGUGUCAUUCUUCUUUUAUCGCUCCGGAGAGACAAUUUUUCGCCACUUUCACAAUGUAUUGCAUACCAUACUUGCAUUAGGAGAAGAGUUUUUGAUCCAACCAUCAGGUACCGAUGUACCACCACAAAUACUUAACAAUAGCAGAUUCUAUCCAUUUUUUAAGGAUUGCGUUGGAGCUAUAGAUGGCACACAUAUUCGAGUGAAGGUUCCCAGGGCAGAAGCCCCUCGUUUUCGUGGAAGAAAAGACCAUCCCACUCAAAAUGUAUUAGCUGCUUGCAAUUUCGAUAUGAAAUUCACAUAUGUGUUAGCUGGGUGGGAAGGAACGGAAUCUGACUCUAGAAUAUUAAAAGAUGCUUUAAGUAAACAAGACCCUUUAAUAAUUCCCGAAGGAAAGUUCUAUCUCGGGGAUGCGGGAUUUAUGCUAAAACGGGGGUUACUAACACCAUAUAGAGGCGUCCGUUAUCACUUGAAAGAGUAUUCCACUAGAGGGCCACAAAAUCCUCGAGAACUAUUCAACCUUCGACAUUCUUCACUUCGAAAUGUUAUUGAGAGAACUUUUGGUGUGUUAAAAAAGAGAUUUCCAAUUAUUGCUAGUGGCACUGAACCCCAUUAUUCAUUUGAAGUUAUGAUAGACAUAGUCUUUGCUUGUUGUAUACUACAUAACUUUUUAAUGGGUGUGGACGUUGAUGAAGGUUUGAUUGCUGAAGUUGACUGUGAACUGCUUCAAAAUGAGAUAGAUAGAUCUCAAACACAACAACGUGAUGAGGACUACAGACUAGGUUCACUUUUAAGGGAUGCUAUUACAACUGAAAUGUGGAACCUAUAUGGAGUUUAA
This is a messenger RNA of Vicia villosa (hairy vetch), 1299 nucleotides long. RefSeq lists its product as uncharacterized. The record is from RefSeq and is a predicted model, not a curated record. The coding region runs from base 1 to 1299 and encodes 432 amino acids. NCBI's taxonomy places the organism in Eukaryota, Viridiplantae, Streptophyta, Magnoliopsida, Fabales, Fabaceae. The transcript is spliced from 3 exons.